AUGAAAACAAUAUUCUUCGACGAAACGUACAUAAGCGACUUAAAAAAUAUGCAGCCAAACUUCGAGUUUAAAGAAGAAUAUGACAAGCCGAUAAAGUUGAACUCUUGCUCCACCUUUUAUGAUGCCAUCCCUUCAUCGAAUGAAGAAAUAUUGUAUUUUAAUAAAACCUUAACGGAAGAACAAAUCUCCCUUUUAAAUGAGGAAGAGGUCUAUUCCAUGCGAAAUGAAAAAUGUCUUGAAAAUUUUCCAAAUUUGAAAAAUGGUAAAAAAUUUCCUGAACAAGUCAUAAAAAAAAUAUCAUCAGAAGGGGACGGGAAAGGUCAAAAAGGAAAAGCGGAAGAAGAAGGAGCACAAAAAGGAACAGCAAAAAAAAGUGAAAAUAUAUGUACUAUCUUAUGUACUGAUGUACGUGAUGCUGUAUGUACUGGCAUAGGCGGAAAAAGGGAACGCGAAGAACACGAAGACAAAAGAGAAAUAGACCUAAACAAAGUAAUGGAUGAUAUAUUUUUCUUGUGCUUUCAUAAAAAUGGGUGUGAGUACAUAAUUAGAAAGCUUAAAGAAAAUGAUACAGAAGAAAAACAAAUAAUAUUAAACUCUCUUUUAAUAGACGCAAGAUCUUUAUGUCCAGACGUGUAUGGCAGUUAUGUAGCUCAAAGUAUAUAUGACUUAAAUGACGAAAAAUAUAAAGAACGUUUUACGGAUGAAUUUUUGAAACAUACAAGUUUUCUAGCCUUACAUACAUAUGGAUGUAGACUUAUCCAGAAAUCAUUAGAGUCCUUAUCUGAUGAAUAUAAAUGCAAAAUUUUUAAAGAAUUACAAGAUGAUCUAAUCGCAUAUAUAUGUCAUCAAAAUGGUAAUCAUGUUAUACAGAAAUGUAUUGAAGUUUUACCAUCAAAAAAUAUUGAUAUGAUCAUAAAUAUUAUAGAAGAAUAUUUACCUUUUUUAAGUUCACAUGCUUAUGGAUGUAGAAUAGUGCAAAGAAUAUAUGAAAUUGGAAAUAUACAACAAAUAAAGAGAUUAAAUGAAAAAAUUAUUAAGAAAAUUCAUCUUAUAAAAAACAGAUAUGGAAAUUAUGUUAUUCAAAAAUGUUUCGAGUACUCAGAUGAUACAGCUAGGUUUAUUAUCACUGAUGAAAUAGUGAAUGAUAUUUACAAGCUCUCUUCCCAUAAGUACGCCUGCAAUAUAAUUGAAAAGAUUUUACUCAAAAAAGAGUAUAGAUACAAAAAGAAGAUUAUUAAGAAAAUCGUAAAUGAUAUUUCGGAGGGGAAUGAAAACAUUAUAAACAUUUGUAAAGACUGCUAUGGUAAUUUUAUGAUGCAGAAGUUGCUGACAACGUGCAGGAGAAAGGAAAGAAAUUUAAUUGUAAAAACGAUCAUCGAAAACUUGGAUAAACUAAAGGACGAGACAUACGGCAAAUACAUUUUGAGAGCUAUCAACAAUUUAGAAACUUGA
Messenger RNA from Plasmodium malariae, 1452 nucleotides. RefSeq names its product mRNA-binding protein PUF2, putative (gene PUF2). Gene Ontology annotation, molecular function: mRNA binding. The record is from RefSeq and is a predicted model, not a curated record. NCBI's taxonomy places the organism in Eukaryota, Apicomplexa, Aconoidasida, Haemosporida, Plasmodiidae. Gene Ontology annotation, cellular component: cytoplasm. Gene Ontology annotation, biological process: post-transcriptional regulation of gene expression. Bases 1 to 1452 code for a protein of 483 amino acids. The transcript is spliced from 4 exons.